This is a messenger RNA of Lachancea nothofagi CBS 11611, 2253 nucleotides long. NCBI's taxonomy places the organism in Eukaryota, Fungi, Ascomycota, Saccharomycetes, Saccharomycetales, Saccharomycetaceae. The record is from the annotation of a GenBank genome assembly.
AUGGCCGUUGAACCAUUGCCGCUCUCGAAAGUUGCUAAAACCUUGGAAUCUGCCACUGGGUACGAUUUUCAAGUCAUUCUGAAAACACUCACCUCGUUCAAAUAUGUGGACGAUAAACUUUUGAAAUCCGAUCUGGCAGUUCUGGUGGCUAAAAUCCUAAAACUGCUCCGCUCCAGCGACGAUUACCACGUUUGGAAAGCAUGCCACCUCACUGAGGUCAUUUGUGCAUACAACCCCGUUGUUCUAUGUUCUCAAGCGGGCGUUCUUCUUACUGCUCUUUUCAGCAAGCUAGAGCAGAAAGCAGGGUUCUACCGGACUACGGUCUCAACUCCUCAAGGUAAAACAGUAUUGUUUACUCUGGUUAAAUCGGUUGGAGUCAUGGUGGAUUUGGUUCGUGGCAAGCCAGCGUUAACCCGGGAAAUUCUCACUCCUAGAUUGCCAGCUAUCAUCUCAAUCUUGAUAACUUUAUCCCAAUUUGAACCUAAGUUGUGUUGCCCUAUUUUGAAAAAGCUUUUGACCAAAAAUACCACCACAUUUAGACCCCACAUCAACAAGUUCAAAAACGUUUUGAUAAAUCUUAUUGCGAAAGACUACCAUCACUUCGAUGAUGCUACAAAGAAACUCAUUGUCGAAAAUUUUGCGCUUUUGAAUCUAGUCAAACAAAAUAGCGGACCUAAAGACGAAACCAAAAGCCAUCUCAAGACAUAUCAAGAUGAACAAUGGAGACAAAGUAUGAUGUCAGUUUUGUACAAUUUCAAGCCUAUUAUUAAUCUAUGUGGCGAGAUCAUAGAUUUUUCUGCCGACCGGGACAUGCAGGAUUUGGUACAAAGGCUCCCAUCCCCUCCCAGCGGAGAAUUUGAGGAAUUCCUGCCGCCAGUAAAUGUCGACUUAAAUAAACCAAUGUCGCUAUGGCAAAUAGCAGAAAGACUGAGGAUUUUGUGUGAUUUGACCGUUGCGUUCACAUCUCAGCAUACUAAGUACCAGAUUAGGGUUCCUCUGGGUGGCAUCGUGACUAUUUCUGAAGCGAUUCUAAGUUUGACAACUAACUAUCUGCCUUUACAGCGUACUUUGCGCCGCGACGCGGAACUAACAUCUACAGUAGGUGCGCUUCUCCCCACUUUACAGGCUAGCGGGAUGACCUUACUUGGUUCGAUGUCUCAGUUGUACGGAAAAAUGCUACUUUCCUACACACCAUCUAUUUUGGCAACGUUGGAGUUCUUCAUUCCUUCAAAGAAGGGUUCCACUUCAAUCGAUCUUGAGAAAGUGGACUGUCUAAGAAGCGAAUUUUUUGAUCUCUUUGGCAUUGUAAAUCUAUAUUUGAGUCACUUGGGACAUUCGCUCAAUGAAACUACUUUGUUCACUAAGCUUGUGGAAAUUGCUUUACAUUUGACUAAAGAUUCAGUGCCAUUGAAACAUCUCUAUCUUCAGCAAAAUUUAGCGCUCAGAAAAACUUCAGAAAAGUCAAAAAAAGCUAGCAAGCAAAAUACUGGAUCAAUGUCGGAUGUGUAUUCUCAUCCACAAGCCUUCAUAAGUACUUGUUCUUUGAAACAUUUCGAUUCUUUGAAUAGAUUUUUAACGGGCAUUGUCUUGAAUCUAAAGAUGCCAUCUGUGCAGCAGAUCAAGAUAACAAAGUACGCGAUCACUGCAGCGGUCAAGCUCGAAAGGGAGCUUGGGCAAGUUCCCGAAUCUUUCGUACACUUGUUGCGGGCUCUUGUGAUGCACCCCGGCUACGAGCGAAUCUCGAUAAUUCCUAUAGCAGUGACACUACUCAAGAAGCAUGGCGAUGAUGUGUUUGAUGUUUUCUGCAACCCAAGGCUACCAAUCGGGGCUGUUCAGACGGUAAACAGACAGGAACAGUCAAGUCUCUAUGAUGAUCACGAAGAGGAGAUAGAUUUCAGUCACGAAGCUGAGGAAGAAGGUGAAAUCACAACGGUAAAUGAGGAUACUAAGCCAGAGCCGGAGGAAAUUGAAAAAGCAGAGGCGCCCAACGUGGUACUUGCUUCUAACAUGGAGCGCAUUUUAAAUGAUGAACCGGACAAGAUGUUCAGAAAAAGAACCAUUGAGGUUCAGAGCGACGAUCAUGAGUUGAAGAUUCGCAAGACCGAAAUCGAGCAAGAAGUUGAAGUGACUAAGUCAAUUCCAGUUGAGGUCGUGCAGGAAAGUGAAACGGUUGUAGAGGUUCACGAGAGUGAUGUCGAGGAUGAUUCCGAUUUCGAGAUUCCAGAUAUCAACCUAAGUGACGAUGAAGAGUAA